This is a messenger RNA of Colletotrichum acutatum, 2247 nucleotides long. RefSeq names its product fungal-specific transcription factor domain-containing protein. The coding region runs from base 1 to 2247 and encodes 748 amino acids. Gene Ontology annotation, molecular function: zinc ion binding; DNA-binding transcription factor activity, RNA polymerase II-specific; DNA binding. The transcript is spliced from 7 exons. Gene Ontology annotation, biological process: DNA-templated transcription; regulation of DNA-templated transcription. Lineage: Eukaryota; Fungi; Ascomycota; Sordariomycetes; Glomerellales; Glomerellaceae. The record is from RefSeq and is a predicted model, not a curated record.
AUGAAUGUUACUCCCAGGGGUGAAGACGGUAGAGGCGAAACACAUGACGAAGAUAGCCCCCAUGAAGAUAUCGGCGAAGUCUCGGUCCCUAGAAUAUCUGUACGUUGCGAUCGACGUCUUCCAUGUUCUCACUGCACUCGAUCAGGUGCAGUGUGCAAUUAUCCUACCAAGCAGAGGCCCAAGGAAAAGCGGCAGCGAGUCUUCAUAUCUGAGCUUUACGAACGAAAGAUUGAUCUCAUCGCAGAGAAGCUUGAAGAGUUGAGUCAGGCGUUGGGCGACCAGGGCAGCAAUAAACCCAAAACCAACACUUUGCACAGCUUCACACAUAAUGAUGUUUCGCUACCGAUGCCUCCUCAAAUGACACAAGAUACACUAACGGCAGCAUUUACACCAAAUCAGGGAAAGAAUAAGAUCGUUACGCCAAAGGCAGAAUAUGAGGGAGAGUCGUCUCUUUCAGCGCAAGCUGCUUUUGCGAACAGAUUUCUUCAUGAUGCUGUCAACAAUAGGCAGUCGACUAACGUCAUGGGUGAGAUGGUCUCAGUCUUGGAAUCUUUGAGUCGUACGCUCGGAAAUCAGAAAAACCUGCAAGAUCCUGACUACCUGUACCCCAAUGCUAUUGCUCUCACACCGGGCACUUGCGUACGAGACUUACCUAUGCCACCCGUUGAGUCAGUCUUCGUCUGCUUCAGGAUGGCACAAGAGCAUCCACAAGUAAAAUUCAUGUGGAAUCUGAAUACCGCUUUGAGCCAAUCAUUCACGAACUUCUUUCUCAAAGUGUAUUCACCAGGAGAUGUUACUCAGGCAGACUUGAUAAUUGUCAAUUCUGGUCUAUACUGGCUCUUUUUGGAAUGCAUGUAUGUCACGAAAGAACACGACAAGCGAAAUCAUUUCGAAGCUCAAGCAAUCAUCUCUCGGAAUAACCUUGAGACGGUGCUCUCCCAGCUUCCAUUUCAUCUACCGUCUACAAUUGAGAUUACUCUCGCCAUGUCUCUUGCGGCGCUGUAUUGUCUCGAAGUAUGCCAGCCAUCCGCGGCCUGGAAUUUCAUAACAACAGCAGCCCACAUGAGCCAAACACUAGGAUUUCAUAGUCACGUUGCCAUGACGCAAGACAAUCCUGAAGUACAGAAAGAAAAGAGGAGGAUAUUCUGGCUUGUUUACGUACUAGAAAAAGGACUUUCUCUUCGGAUGGGUCGCUCAUCCACCAUCAGAGACGGAGAUAUCACGAUACCCCGGCCCAGAUCAGACACGGUCUCGAAUGCGGAUAUGAUGAGCAUUUUCCCAGGAUCUACGGAGUUUGCUACCAUACAGGGGAUGGUCUACGACCAGAUAUACAGCCCUGCUGCAUUGAUGCAGCCCCAGUCAGUCAGAGUAGAGCGAGCCCGGCGUCUGGGAGCUGACUUGGAAAUGCACAUGAGGAGCGUAAUGGACCACGUGAGUGAUACGCGCUGUCAGAUUCCGCAAGCAAAAAUUAUUGGAGAACAACUCCAAGAAGCCUUCAUACGAACCGACACAGUCAAUCAGCUGUCUCUUUGUUGUCUAAUACAUCGUGCAAUUCCACCUGAAGCAGGUGAGAUCAGUGCUUUUGGAGGAGCCUGUAUUGCGAGCGCUCGGCAAGCCUUAGAAGAGCAUCAAAGAUGCAUGAUCUUGGUUGCCGGAAUGGAAGAGUAUUACCUUGAAGCCUAUAUCAAUUGGGCUCUGCUAUCCUCUCCAUUCAUACCCUUCAUUGUACUGUUUUGUCACGUUAUCGAGACAUGUAACGAGUCAGACCUUCGGUUACUAGCUGCGUUGGUUGAUACUCUCCGAUCAACCGUUGCGGAUUCUUUCACAAUCGGCGUCAAGAAAGAGGUGCGGAUGUUUACGACGUUAUACGAUGUUGCUUGCAGUUAUGUUAAGCUGAGAUCGGAUGAAGAUUCUUCCCAGCUGGCCGAAGUUCAGUUCAAAAAUGGAUGGGAAUUCGCGGACGAGAACGUAAAUCCACCGGUACUACAGCCUUCGAUCUGUCUCGCAUCGCCGGGAGCAGCAUCCGAUCAGCAGACUCUGGGGCAGACCUCCAACACGUCGAACAUGAGGCCUUUCGGAGAUGUUCUCAAUGACCACGAGCCAGCAAACCAGGAAUGGACAUCAGGUUCAUUGUCGAGACCUGAGAACUAUCUGGGGGAAGUGGAUGACUAUGGAUCGCAGUUGGGCAAUUGGUUGUACAUGAACAAUCAAAUGAUCAGAGCACUUGAGAAUAAUUACUUUGGGUAG